CUGAUGUCACCAUGCCCGUCUCUCUUAGUGUCUGGCGUGUCAGGAUCGGCACGUAUCUCGGGAGGUAUCGUCAUGACCCGAAGAAAGAAACUGAACAAUCAAACGAAAAUGACAAUGCCAAUAGCAAUAACCCAUCUUGCAAUGGUUCUUCAAAAGAUGAAAAUAGCCAAAAUGUCAACAAGUCUUCUCAACAACCCCCGUCUUCAGACGUUGUAGACCUGAAAACCUCCCAAACCGAAUUUCCAACUAACAUCGACAAUACAAAAGUCGAUGUGUAUGGUCAGACUCUGUCGACUUUGGCUAUUCCUGGUUGUGCCGCCGUCAAUGGAUCAUCGUGUGAUAUCAAAAGCCCAGACAAAGAAUCCAAUCCUGUACCGGAUCCUUCUGACGCUAAACCUACCAACCCUUGUGACGAAGACGAGUUGGACAUGAGAUAUAUAACCAUUCCUCACGCAUCACGUGAACUUAGUAAACCAGACCAACCAGACUGCUUAUCGGAUUCAACCCCACAGUUGCAUGUAGCUACAGCCAUCACUGGUGAUCAGGAUGACAGCAAACAUGACGAGAAGGAGACAUCAAACCCUUUACCAUCAGAAACAUAUGACGAAUCUCCGCCUAGUUCUGUGAUGAAUCUACUAGGUAACGCUGAAAACGUAUCAUCUUGUACCAGGGUCGCAGAGUAUCAUGAAACACCAAUUUCUCCAGUCGUUGGACAUGCCAGAUCGCCUCUAUCGCACGGUGAUGUAAUCAAAAGGACUUACUCUUCUCAUAUGACCAACGUGCUCCUACUAAGGUCUGGUGACGUGGAGUCUAACCCGGGUCCAAAUACCAAGAAUCUAACUGAACAUGAGUUAAAUCUCCUUGCUGAUGGUAUGGAUCCAUCAGACUUCAGGAAGGUGGGGCUAGCUCUAGGAUUCACUGAGGCUCAACUAAGUCGGUUUGAGAGAGAUAACACUAGCAACAUCAUGGGAGCUACGUAUAAGAUGCUUUGCGAAUGGCUGAAGAGAGUGCGAGAUUAUGAAGCGAGGGAGAAACUAUCCAACAAGUUAAAAGACAUCAAACUGGUACAGCUUGCCGACAAUGUACUGAAAGGUCAGGUUGGUGAUCACAUACCAUCACUGACGGAAGAGGAAUUCCAGAAUGUCAUAAAAGCGGUCAAAGAAUAUUAUUUAAUUCACAACUGUCAGAUUCAAGCAGAUCCACUGAACAGUGGCGUUUUAUUCAAGUUUGAUGAGAUCUUCACCAACCUAAUAAUGAUGGAAGAAAAUAAGAGGACAACAAGUAAGGCACCGCUACUCUACGCUGACUUGCUCAAGACUAAAGUCAACGGAGUUCUUCCUAAACGUUUGCUGGUUGAAGGUGAAGGAGGUGUGGGGAAGACAACUCUUUGUGCAAAGAUUGCUUGGGACUGGAUUCAUGGAGCAGGCUACCAAAAGUUCAAACUGGUACUUCUCGUCCUUCUUCGUGACGUAAGUGAUAAGACUAUUGGAGAGAUAAUAAAGUCUUACCUCCCAGACGACAUUGAGAUUACAGCCAUGCAGCUAAACAAACAUAUCUUCUCCCACCAGAAAGACGUCUUUCUUGUUCUGGACGGCCUAGACGAGUUAGCUAGUGAUCUAAACAACCCUCACCAGAUCGCCUUGAUCAUCUUAAAUCGGCUGUUCAAGUCAGGGAGAGUGCUAAUUACAUCAAGAGGAUGGAAAUCAGAUGAGAUACGGAAGAUUAGUGAGCUUAGAAAGCUCUAUGCUUUCAUUGCGGUCGAAGGUUUUUCUGCUAAUAAUCUGUCUGCCUACAUCACUAAGUUCUUCCAUCCAGACACAACUCCGGCUGAAGAUUUGAAUCGAUUCAUAUCAAACAACGAUGUGAUCAGAGAGAACAUGGCCCCAUUCCCAAUAUACACAGUAAUGCUGUGCAUCAUGUGGAAAGACUUCGACGGCGAACGGCGAAGUGCAAUGUCCAAGUUGCAAACGUUUUCCCAACUGUUUGAUGAGAUGAUCCACUUUUUAGUAGACCAUUAUCUUUCCAAGCUCGAUACGUCUGCAAUUGAUGUUGGUGGGAAAAUGGAUAGGAAACGGAAGUACAUUCUACGUCAUCUAUCCGAUAUCGGUUGUAUUGCCUUGCAGGGGCUUCAUGACAGAAAGCUAGUGUUCACUGAACAGGAGUUCCAUAGCUUAUCGGGUUCUGUGGAUACAGGUUGCCAAGUUGGGGUACUCACUAAGCAAACGCAAAGUCCUUCUCGGAGAGAGAGAAGACACCAUUCUCAUUCUGCAGUCUCAUCUGUCCAGUUCCCUCAUAAGCUGUUUCAGGAGUAUCUUUCAGGAAUGUAUCUGGCAUCUCUCCACAAUUCAGGCAGAAGCGAGUACGACAGGUUGACGAAGGAUAUAAUCGAAAAAGCGAGUGAAUUCCGUGAGCUUCUGUACUUCAUCUCCGCCCAACAAAAGGAGGUCGGAUUGGAUAUCAUAACACGUCUCAUAGCAUCAACGACAACGCGAUCAAUGGGAUAUUGGCGUAAUGAUGAUGACUUCAUUAUUGAUGUAGCAUAUGAGAGUCAAGACCAAGCAGUGGCCAAAGCUGUGGCAGAUCAUCUAUCAACUUCAUCCAGCAAGACACUUGUGAUCGCGGAGAAGAUACCGGCGCACACAGUAGCGGGACAUAUAUUUAUCAUGAAUCAUCGUAAAGUGGCAUGUGGAAAGACUGCUUCAGAGGACCUGGCUGACUUCAUGUGGUCCUCAUCCACUCUGAGAUCAGCAUGGAUCGCUAUCUCUGCAGGCCGAGUAGAGGAUAUGCAUGAAAAUUUAUCCGAGGUGCUUGCUCAUAACGCCACUCAUUCGAAGAUUGUGCGUCUUGAGAUAAAGUACAUUGAUCUCAGUCAACGUCUGUCUACAUCACGUGAUCUCGCUCAAUUCAUUUGUAAGAUGCCUAAUCUCAGGGAACUUUGUCUCGGUGGUGGAUAUGGAGACACACAUCCCUCACUUCAUGAAGAGUUCUAUUCAAUGUUGUCAUCAUUAGCACCAUCUGCAAAGAUAGAGUGUAUUGAGAUCGAGUACAUUGAUCUCAGUCAACGUCCGUCUGCAUCACGUGAUCUCGCUCAGUUCAUUUGUAAGAUGCCUAAUCUCAGGGAACUUCAUCUCGUUGAUAAAUUAGCAUUCACCAGUCCCUCACUUCAUGAAGAGUUCUAUUCAACGUUAUCAUCCUUAGCAUCAUCCGCAAAGACUGAGACACUUCGGCACGAUGGGAAUCUCAGUGAACGCCCGUCUGCAUCACGUGAUCUCGCUCAGUUCAUCUGUAAGAUGAAUCAUCUGAAGAACCUCACACUCGAUGGUAGCUAUCAUGAUGACUUCUACUCAACACUGGCAUCGAUGGCAUCAAUUGCAAAGAUUGAGACUCUUGUUCUCGAUGAGGAUCUCACUGAAAGUCCGUCUGCAUCACGUGAUCUCGCUCAGUUCAUCUGUAAGAUGAAUAAUCUGAAGAACCUCACACUCCGUGGUGAUUAUCAUGAUGACUUCUACUCAACAUUGUCAUCGAUGGCAUCAAUUGCAAAGAUUGAGACUCUUGUUCUCGAUGAGGAUCUCACUGAAAGUCCGUCUGCAUCACGUGAUCUCGCUCAGUUCAUCUGUAAGAUGAAUAAUCUGAAGAACCUCACACUCCGUGGUGAUUAUCAUGAUGACUUCUACUCAACAUUGUCAUCGAUGGCAUCAAUUGCAAAGAUUGAGACUCUUGUUCUCGAUGAGUAUCUCACUAAAAGUCCGUCUGUAUCACGUGAUCUCGCUCAGUUCAUCUGUAAGAUGAAUAAUCUGAAGAACCUCACACUCCGUGGUAAUUAUCAUGAUGACUUCUACUCAACAUUGUUAUCAAUGGCAUCAAUUGCAAAGAUUGAGACUCUUCAUCACAGUGAGAAUCUCAGUGAACGUCCGUCUGCAUCACGUGAUUUCGCUCAGUUCAUCUGUAAGUCGAAUCUUCUGGAGAAGCUCACACUCUCCGGUCAGUAUCAUGAUGUCUUCUACUCAACAUCAUUGUCGAUGGCAUCAACUGCAAAGGAUGAAUGCAACACGAGCUCAACUGUGACUGAUCUGACCGUUACUGAUUAUGCACUAGAAAGAUGGCAGGAGUGUGGUUCGAUGUUUGACAAUGUGAAGAGGAUCACCAUACAGGUAUGGGACACGAUCAGAUGUGACGUCAUCCAGAUGAUCCAUCUACCAGCAGUGACAGAGCUCACCAUUCAAACACGUUGUCUGUUUCACCCGGAUUCUCUCCACGAUGAUCCCACCUCACUACCCAAUGCUCUCCUCAAGGUCUCAUCUCAGCUUGUCAAGGUCACAUUCACAGAUCUCAACAUCGGUAACGAUCAGGCCAAACGCAUCAUUCAAGCUUUCAGAUCAACACACGAUCUAAAAAAUCUGAGGAUCCUGGGAUUCACAAGAUGUGGGACUAAUGAGAGCUUAGAUCCUUCUAGUAUUGAUUCCGAUGAUGAACAUAGGAUAAAGGUGGAGAUAGAACGUGGCAAACGGGAUCGUAAGAACUUUCCAAUAUGAAGUUGCGGCAUCAAGAUCAUGAAGAAUCAGACGAUCCUAACAUUGGCAGCACACAUGAAACACAUGGUUCUUUCGUUUCGGUUACCGUACAAUAUAUGGAAUAGUUUUAGAGGUAGAGAUGCUCCCGCUCUUGAUCAGUUAGUUUGCCAUUGUCAUGACCUAUACCAUGACGUAAUGACAUACCAUGACGUCAUGACCUACCAUGACGUAAUGACCGACAUGCAUGGGCAUUAAAAAAUGAGAAUAGAUUAACACAAAUGAUAUCAUUCUUUGGUCUCCGUAGACUCUGUCUUGGGAAAUUUAGGACAACGUAUGUUUGGAGCCAGUACAUGUAGUUCUAAAAGAUUUGCUCCGGCGACAAGCUCCGAUGCAAAAUCUGCAGGUUACGCCAUACAUGAAAUAUAAUCUGCAAAAUUCUAUAAGCCCCAAAUCGCUAUCUUUGCAUUAGUUUGAACCAAAAACUAUUAUACAAUCCUUCUCUAACCUAUGCCCUCUGAGAUAUUAAGACCGAAGCAAAUGUCGCAUGCAGGAGCAAAUGAUGUUUACCCGUUUAUUUAAGCAAUCCGUCAAUUUUUUUUUCUUAUAGCCAUAGUUUGAUAAUGGGAUAGGUCAUGCACUGGACAAGAUGCUCCACGGUGAACGGUCCUGUGCAGAGAGUAUGAGCUAACGUCCGCCCCAACGAAAAAGGGCAUAUCAAUGAGAAAGAAAAAAAAACAAUAAGACGCUGAAAAUUCGUGUAAACUGUGAUAUGAAAGAAAACAUUUGACAUUUCAAAGUUUUUGUUUCAUUUCAUUCAUUUUUUAUUUCCAACAUAUUUUAUUUUUCUUCGUACAAUAUUACAUAAUAUACAAGCAAUGAAACAGCAUAUGUUUCGUACAAAAAUUUUAGUUACGAUAAUACUACUAGCAGGUUUGAAAUGGAGGAGGCUGCUAAAAAGAAUAGCUUGUUGGGUGCAGCCUCCUCGUAAAAAAUGUUCUUAUAUAUAAUAUAUACCAAAACAAAAUACACACAAAACGACAACUUGAGCAUUCUUUUCACUUAUUGCCCCGAAGCUCAUGAAUAAUCUCCCCAUUAAUGUACGUGAGGCUUCAUCUAUUAAAACUGUUUAAGUCCCUCCUAAAACCCCCCUCUUUUAAUUAAGUUUCACUUGCCUAUUGUUCGCUUCUAUCGUGUUCUGUAUGAAAUUAUCCCCCUCAGUUAAUUUGCAUUAUCAUAUUGUGUUCAGAUUGGUUUCAUUCUGAUUGUAAGCUUAUAUAUAUUAGGAUCAUUUACAUACAUGAUUAUCGACCCGUUAUAUUUAAGCUGUAUAUUCACCGAAUAUCUCUUUAUAUAUGUUGCAUGAAGAGUUUAAAUAAUUAAAAAACACAAUCAGG
This is a messenger RNA of Lytechinus pictus (painted urchin), 5905 nucleotides long. RefSeq lists its product as uncharacterized. The transcript has 16 exons. Bases 12 to 4532 code for a protein of 1506 amino acids. Gene Ontology annotation, molecular function: protein binding. Gene Ontology annotation, biological process: signal transduction. The record is from RefSeq and is a predicted model, not a curated record. NCBI's taxonomy places the organism in Eukaryota, Metazoa, Echinodermata, Echinoidea, Temnopleuroida, Toxopneustidae.